AUGGCAUCUAACUCUAAUUCUAAAGACAGCGAAUUGAAAAAAGAGUUCGGUGAUGUUGAAUGGGAGAUGGCAGUGUUUAUAGAUCCAAAAAAUUCUAACUCUGUUAAAUGUAUUUUGUGUGGUAAAGUUACAAAGGGUGGAAUAUAUAGGCACAAAAUUCAUAUUUCGGGAAUCAAAGGAAAAGGUGUGAAAUCAUGUAGGAGGGCAACCGAAGAACAAAAAGAAAAAUGUCGUUCGACACUUGAGGACAACAAGUCUAAGAAGCUAAAGAAGGUAUUGAAUCAAUCUAAGAUAAUGAAUGAUGUGGUUAUGACUUUGAAUUCUCGUGAGGAGGAAUAUGAUGAAAUAGCUAUCAUUGAGAAAGAAAGCAGGAAAAGAUCCAUCAAUGUAGGACCCAUUGACCAAUUUGCAAAGUCAAUUAAAGUAGAUGAUGUUUCUAUGAGUGCAAGUAAGAAAAUGAAGCAACAAAAUAUUAAUGAUGCAAUUGCUAAGAAAAGAAUACUUGAAGUCCAUCAAUAUUUGGCAAGAUGGGUGUAUGAAGCUAGAUUUCCUUUCCAUACAAUUGAGCAUGAUAGUUUUAAAAGAUUUGUUGAGGCUUUAGGACAAUAUGGUCCAGGUUAUAUCCCUCCUUCUCAAUACCAACUACGAGAGCCACUUUUAAAAGGAGAGGAAGCUUUAAAUGAUGCUCACACUUCUCAAUACAUAUUUGAUUAUAUUAAUGCAUGUAUUAUUGAGGUUGGGCCUCAAAACGUGGUUCAAAUUGUGACUGACAAUGCUUCAAAUAAUAUGGCAGCUGCAAAACUAUUAGCAUUAGAAAGACCCAAUAUAUUUUGGACAUCAUGCGCCACUCACACAAUAAAUCUUAUGCUUGAAGGAAUUUCUAAACUUCCUAUGUUUAAUGGAGUGAUCAAAAAGGCAAAGUCUUUCACUAUUUUCAUUUAUGCACACCACAAGACUUUGGCAUUGAUGAGAAAGUUUACAAAAAGGAAGAUAGUUAGGCCAGGAGUCACUAGAUUUGCAAGCUCUUUCCUAACAUUACAAAGUUUGCUAGACAAGAAGCAAGAGUUGAGAAAUAUGAUGACUAGCAAUGAAUGGGAUAGCACUAAAUGGUCUAGGAGUAAAAAGGGGAAAGAGGCUUUUGAUGUUGUUGUUCCAAAUGAUUUUUGGAACUCGAUGGAUUUGUGCUUGCGGAUAUUCACUCCAUUGGUAAAAGUUCUUAGGCUUGUUGAUGGAGAGGAGAAACCAUCCAUGGGUUUUGUGUAUGGAGAGAUAUUGAAUGCAAAAGAGGAAAUUAGAAAAACAUUCAAGGAAGAGAAUGAUUAUUUGCCGAUUUUAAACAUUAUUGAUUCCAAAAGCAAGGGUCAUCUUGAUGGUCCGCUUCAUACCACAGCUUAUCUUUUGAAUCCAUAUUACUUCUUCAAGAAUCAAAGUAUAAAAGAUGAUCCUUUGAUAACGGACAAUAUGAUUGUUUGUGUCAAAAAGUUCUUUCCUGAAGCUCAAAUGCAACAUCAUAUGAUAAAUAUUGAAUUGCCAAAGUACACUAAAAAAGAAGGCACUUUUGGGAAGAAACUAGCAACAAGUGGAUGUCAUAUUAAUGAUCAAAAUUACAAUCCAAUUGAGGGUUGUGAUGAUGAAGUUGAGAUGGAGAUUGUCACUUUACAGCCAACAAGAGAUAUUAAUGCUAAUAUUAUAGGGGAGCCCGAUGAAAACGAGUUUGUAUCGGAUAAUACGGAAGAUGAGAUGAAUGAAGAUGAGGAGAUCGAAUUAGAAUCAGACAAGGAAUUAGAUAAUAUCUAG
Messenger RNA from Zingiber officinale, 1797 nucleotides. RefSeq lists its product as uncharacterized. The record is from RefSeq and is a predicted model, not a curated record. Lineage: Eukaryota; Viridiplantae; Streptophyta; Magnoliopsida; Zingiberales; Zingiberaceae. Bases 1 to 1797 code for a protein of 598 amino acids. The transcript has 3 exons.